AAUAAACGUCAAAUACUUAACUCACAUCCAAAAGCAACACAGACCCCACUGUUCUAAAUUUCUCAUUCGGCUAACAUCAUUUUUCUGAUUUUUUUUGGCGUAAAAUUAAUACGUUAUUAGAGGGACCCUGUGAUUGCGCGGACAUCUAAUCCGAAAUCCUUUGAAGAUGUGCGACAAGCCAGCCUGCCCCCCGCCUCCUCGGUGCUGUCCUCCGCCACCACCUCCCUGUCGUCCGCCUCCCACCUUGUGGCAGAAGUUGAACUGCGUUCCGUGCAACCGAUUCGUGUUCUUCAUGAUCGGGGCGGGCAUCGGAUUAUACUGGGACCAAAUGAAGAAGGAGGCCAAGAAGGCGGCCGAGGAGGCCCAGAAGUCGCCCAAGGAGAAGGAGAAGGAGGCCAAGGAGCGCGAGAAGAAGCAGAAGGAGAAGGAGAAGGCUGACAAGGAGAAGGCGGAGAAGGAGAAGAAAGAAAGGGAGAAGAAGGAAAAGGAGAGCAAGGGCAAGGAGAAGGGUAAAGAGAAGGGCAAGGAGGCCAAGUAACCGAUGUUAAGGAUGGGCCCCCAAACGGAGAUGUCAAGGAGCAGGAUGCUUUGCCUCAAAAUUCGAAUCAAAUUAUAUCGUUUCUACACUUCAAAAAUUUCAAGUGCAUUAUAUGGCCUACUUAACGAUUACUUUUGGUCAGUCCAUUGCCGAGUUGAUGGAAGGCUUCUUUAUUUACUAUCUAGUGUCCACCCUAAUUCUUCCAAAUCAAGUAACAAAAUCGGAUGGAAAAUUUAACUGGAGAAAAGAAAUGGCUUUGCAAAAAUUGGAUAACCAUAUAGGGCUUAAAAAUAUACAGCACCCUAAAAUUCAAAUUAACAUUUUGGUUUCCUGAUAAUGAUUUUGCGAAAUGGUGGUGAUCUAUGUUUUUACCGAUUACGGCAUUCCAAUACGUUAAUAUAUUAUUACAAAUUGUAUGAUGAAUACACUAAAAUGUAUUACCCCCUCAAGAACCCAA
This is a messenger RNA of Drosophila yakuba, 995 nucleotides long. Its product is annotated as beta-mannosyltransferase 4. The transcript has a single exon. The record is from RefSeq and is a predicted model, not a curated record. Lineage: Eukaryota; Metazoa; Arthropoda; Insecta; Diptera; Drosophilidae. The coding region runs from base 167 to 538 and encodes 123 amino acids.